Motacilla alba alba is the source of this 2559-nucleotide messenger RNA. RefSeq names its product transmembrane protein 267 (gene TMEM267). The record is from RefSeq and is a predicted model, not a curated record. The transcript has 5 exons. The coding region runs from base 502 to 1161 and encodes 219 amino acids. Lineage: Eukaryota; Metazoa; Chordata; Aves; Passeriformes; Motacillidae.
GAGGCGGGUCCGGGUCCCAGCCUGCUCCGCGGCCACGCAUGCUUCCUAGCCGGCUCCCGGGGGCGCUUUCCAGCCCGCUGCCUCGGGGCUUCGCAGCCCGCUGCGGCCGGGAUCGCGGUGGCCGAGCCCCAUGGGGUGAAGGGCGGAUGGCGGCGGCCGCGCUCCAGGAUGGAUCAAGUGGUGUUCGGUAUUUCCUGCACUGGACUGGGCAGACUGGAUUCAGAAAGCACAGAGGCUCAAUACUGAGGCAUAGACCAUAGACAUUUCCUACUGGAGUAAGGCACCUGCGAUGGAAAAAGAAGUGUUCUUCUAGUCCCAGGGGAAGUUUGAUUCUGAUUACUAGUGUGCUUUUUAAAGAGAGUGCCAGUAGUUCUGUCUUGUGGAUAAUUCUACAACAGGCAGGCAUGUAAAUAAUCUGGAAGAAACAUCUAUAUCUUAACAACUGACGAUACACAGGACAAUGCACAGUGUGUGUCCUGAUGACAUUCUGUGUGCUGCAACAUGGUUCUUGUCAUGGCAUCUGAGACCGAAAAGGCCCAUGCUCUUCUCCAGACUUUCAGCACAGCGUCAGUUAUUUCCAGUCUAGGUUUGGGGAUAUUCUGCUUUGUGGCAGACAGACUCCUGCAGUUUUCCUUCAUUCAGCAAAAUGACUGGCUCCGAGCCUUAUCUGAUAAUGCAGUGCAUGGUAUACUGGGGAUGUGGUCCUGGGCGAUAGUGAUUGGACUCAGGAAGAAAAGUGACUUCACUGAGGUCACCCUGGCUGGCUUUCUUGCCUCUGUCAUUGAUGUGGACCACUUCUUUCUUGCUGGGUCUCUGUCAUUAAAGGCUGCUCUGACUCUUCCACGGAGACCACUUCUUCAUUGUUCUACUGUGAUUCCUGUGGUGGCUCUGACAUUAAAGUUUAUCAUGCAGCUUUUCAGGCUUAAGGACUCAUGGUGCUUUCUUCCCUGGAUGUUGUUCAUAUCCUGGACUUCUCAUCAUGUCCGUGACGGGAUUCGUCAUGGCCUCUGGAUCUGCCCGUUUGGAAAAACUCCUCCCUUGCCGUAUUGGCUGUAUGUGGCGAUUACAGCAUCUUUACCUCAUCUUUGUUCAUUUAUUAUGUAUUUAACGGGCACUAGAGAAUUAAUGUCCAUAAAACAUGGCAUCCGCAUUGAUGUAUAGGAAUAAUGGCUUUUAAAGGUGGUUUGUGGUAGCACUUGAAAUAACCUGCCUGUCUGUCACUGAAGGGUUUCCUUGUGUUUCCUGCACCUUCUGAAUUAGGCAUUUUAAGGUUGUGGAGCUAAUUACAGCUCUCAUGUCAAUUCCUUGUGGUCAUAGAACCUAUUUAAUGAAUGAUAAUAAUUUUAUAUCUGUCCAUUUCCCUUGUACAGUGUGUGGUCUUCCAUGAUAGUUCAUGCAUAGCGAGGCUGAUUAUAAGGUACUUAGUUCCUCUCGGUAGUAAUUACAUUACAUUUUACUGUUAUGGUGCCAUUCGUUUGAUCACCAUUCACUUUGGAUUUGUAUUCUGCCUCUGGAGAAUACAUUUCAUCCAGAAGUAUUUGUAUAGCACUUUAAAAAUGUGAAGUUCUAUAUAAAUGCUGGGUAUUAUUGAGGAUUUAAUAGUGUAUGGCAAUUCUAAAAAAAUCCCUCAGUUAGCCUUUCUAAUUUAUUAAUAUGUUAGGAGUUCUGCUGGAUUUUUGCAUUCAAUCCUUUUAAAAGAAAUACCACCUGUAUUUCACACUGUCUAUCCACACCUCUUUGAACCUGUAAUCACAGUGUUUUACUAAAUUCUGUAUCCCCCUGUAGUUGCUUGGUACUAAAUUUGCAGAUAACUACUAGCCUCAAAAUUAGAAAGUAGACAGAUUGGUUAUAGUAUUAUAACUAUAAUAGUGUGUUGGCCAAUUUGAUUAACUUUUUAAAAUGCGCUAAUUAUGAAUACUGUUUAAUUUGAAACCAAGGAAUUUUAGUAAAUAUUUAAGAAUUGUGUGAAGAUUCAGGGAGACACAAGAAAAUAAAAAUUUCUUAUAAUACAGGCUUACUUAAAGACAUUACUACUCAGUAAAGCAUUUUCCAUUAAGUGCACUAUCAUCCCCAUGAGUGUAAAAUAAAAUGCAUUAUUAUCAUUAUUAUUAUUAUUAUUAUUAUACAGAAAUAUAAAUUUCUUCAUAAAGAAGAUCCAUAAGGAAAAGUGUUAUUAUGCUGCAGUUUAUGAGGUAGUAAUUUGCACUAUGGACUAUUCAGUUUUCAUUUAUAGACAUCUCUCAGAAAGAGUCCCUAAUUAAAAGUUGUCUAGUCUUGUCUAACUAGACAAGACUGUCUAGACUUGUGUAGUUUAUGAUGUACAAGCUGAGAAUGUCUAUUAAUAAUUUUUAAAUUUUUUAUUCACUGCCCAUUAAAGAGAUGGGGCCUUAACUACUCCAGCUUGUGAUGAAUAGCUGUUAAAGGGGAUCAUUUUUAUGGAACUGCAUGUAUAAGGUAGCAUGUGUUUAACUUAGGUUACUAAGGGGUGUAAGAGUUUACAUGAUGUGUACAUUUACAUUAUUAAAUGUAUAUUAGAAUAAACUUUAAAAAAAUAUUAAA